CUUUGUGUACAUUCCAUUGACUAGUUGUGUGUCAGGAGUGCUGUGUGGAGUACCGUUUUCCAGAGAGCUCGUGUCUAAUGCUAUAAGAAGAUAGUGUUGUUUUUUGUUGUUGUUAUUGUUACAGUAAAAGUAUCUGGCUGUCGGUCUGAAGUUGGAAGUGCACUUUUGGACAAUACCUAUUGUUGUUUACUUGCGAAUUACACAAAGAAUCAAGAGCAUCAAACAUGAUAGAUCAAAAUGCUCCAGUUACCCCGGAUAGAAAAUUGAGACAAGGCUUUAUUGAUUUCACAGCAGGUUCAUUGGGUGGUGCUUUACAAGUUUACGUCUCCCAGCCCCUUGAUACGGUGAAAGUAAAACAACAAUCAUUUCCGCAAUUGUAUAAAAAUAUGAUCGAUUGUUUUGUAAAAACUUAUCGUACAGAUGGAAUUUUUCGUGGCUUAUAUGCCGGCUCUGUACCAGCUGUCAUUGCGAACGUGGCCGAAAAUUCAGUGCUAUUCGCUGCCUAUGGUGGCUGCCAGAAGGUGGUGGCCUAUGGCAUGAAUAUCGAAAAUGUCAAAGAUAUGCCAGUUGUGGGUCACGCCUUCGCUGGCUUCUUGGCGGCUUUCUUCUCCACAUUCACUCUCUGUCCCACCGAACUGGUGAAGUGCAAACUGCAAGCAUUGCGAGAGAUGCAGCAACAAAACCCCCAAAAUGUUAAGAAUAAUCUGCCCAUAACCCCCUGGAAAUUAACAAAACAUAUUAUGGCUACUGAAGGCGUUCCAGGUUUCUUUCGGGGUCUUACAUCUACAUUUAUGCGUGAAAUGCCAGGAUACUUCUUUUUCUUUGGAGGCUACGAAGGAACACGUGAAUUAUUGAAGAAGCCUGGUCAAAGCAAAGAAGAAAUAGGUGCUCUAAAAACCAUGUUUGCUGGCGCUGUUGGUGGUGUUACUCUGUGGGUUAGUAUCUUCCCUGCAGAUGUCAUAAAAUCUCGUAUACAAGUCAACAAUCUAAAGCGAUCGAUGACCUCCGUGGGCCUGGAGAUAGCACGAACUGAGGGUGUAAUGGCUCUCUACAAUGGCUUGCUGCCCUCCGUAUUGCGAACAAUACCAGCUACUGCCACACUAUUCUUAGUUUACGAGUAUACCAAAAAGACUUUAAAUGAACUUUUGUGACCUUAGCUCCUUCUGUAGUGAAUAACUUGUUAUCUUUUACACUUUACUAUAACUUUAUCACAGUUGAUAGACGCCGUUGAACGAAUUUAAUACGAUCAUGAUGACUUUCCAAUUCACGCCAUUCGUGCCAAUAUAUCUUGAAAAAAAAGUAAAACAAACAAAUCCGUUAAUGCUACGUUCUUUUAUGUAUAUAAAAAAAACUUACCACUAUAGGUUUAUAGCCAAGAAUACGCAAUUGUUUUAGUUUCAUAUCAAAAAGACCUGUAUGACGGUUUUUGCCCCUCACCACACUAUUCCAGCCCGCAAUGACCAGGGCAACGGUCUGGAUAUCAUUGCUCAAUUUAUCACCCAAAACGAGUACCCUGGUUAAGAUUUUUCCUACAUAUAGAAAUAAGAAAACAAAAAACAAAAAAAUAAGGGCCAACGUUGAGCAAAGGUAAACAAAUUGUAAAUUGUAUAGGAUCCAUCUGAAAUCUGAAAAUAUUUUUAAAAUUGUUAUACUCUUACGUAGUAAUAAAACUAAGGGCCGGAUUCUCGUAGAAAAAUAAAAUUCGUGAUAACUAA
This is a messenger RNA of Stomoxys calcitrans (stable fly), 1715 nucleotides long. RefSeq names its product mitochondrial ornithine transporter 1. Gene Ontology annotation, molecular function: L-ornithine transmembrane transporter activity. Gene Ontology annotation, biological process: mitochondrial L-ornithine transmembrane transport. The record is from RefSeq and is a predicted model, not a curated record. The transcript is spliced from 6 exons. The coding region runs from base 225 to 1151 and encodes 308 amino acids. NCBI's taxonomy places the organism in Eukaryota, Metazoa, Arthropoda, Insecta, Diptera, Muscidae.